AUGAAAACUGUGACUCAGCUCUCAAAGUGCUAUGAGACUUUAGUAAAGGAGUUUAUUGUAAAUGUGUCUGAGGAAUGUGCUGAUGGAAAGUCUAGGGAAUUCAGAAAAGUUUAUGUGCGAGGCAAAUGUGUGAACUUCUCUCCCUCAAUAAUCAACUUGUAUUUGGAAAGACCUGAUGUAGCUCAACCUGAGCUGGAGGUGACUGAAAACACAAUCUGUCAAGUCAUCACUGCUAAUCAAGUCAGGAAGUGGCCUCUGAAAGGUAAGUUGGUGGCCAGCAAACUCAGUGUCAAGUACGCUAUGCUACACAAAAUUGGAGCUGCCAAAUGGGUGCCCACCAAUCACAAAUCUACUGUGGCUGUGAUGCUUGGAAAGUUCAUAUAUGUUGUUGGAACCAAAUCAAAGUUUGACUAUGGAACCUACAUUUUUAAUCAAACCAUGAAACAUGCUGGAAGCUUCUGUGUGAAGGGGCCUAUAGCCUUUCCGUCCCUCAUAUGUGGCAUUGUGUUGAAUCAAUUUCCAAACAUAUUGAUAGAGAAUGAUUUUGUGAAAAGAAGAGAGAGUCCCUUGGCCUUCAAUUAUAAACUAUUCCUAGGUAAGCAUGUCCCUGACAUUGCCAUGACAACAGGAGAGACAUCAAGUGUUGGCAGUCAACCAGGUAAAGCUGCGGUCAUUGCCAUACUCAGAUAG
Messenger RNA from Lathyrus oleraceus (garden pea), 690 nucleotides. RefSeq lists its product as uncharacterized. The record is from RefSeq and is a predicted model, not a curated record. NCBI's taxonomy places the organism in Eukaryota, Viridiplantae, Streptophyta, Magnoliopsida, Fabales, Fabaceae. The transcript has a single exon. Bases 1 to 690 code for a protein of 229 amino acids.